Tigriopus californicus is the source of this 1800-nucleotide messenger RNA. RefSeq lists its product as uncharacterized. The transcript has 11 exons. The record is from RefSeq and is a predicted model, not a curated record. NCBI's taxonomy places the organism in Eukaryota, Metazoa, Arthropoda, Copepoda, Harpacticoida, Harpacticidae. Bases 142 to 1386 code for a protein of 414 amino acids.
UCAAAAGCUCUCUUUCUAAUGACUCUACACCGCUUUUACCGUGGUUUUCGAGAGCGAACUAAAUGGAGGAGGGGCGUAAGGGAAUGUUUCUUCGCACUCGAUUGACGGUGCGUCUCAGUAGCGAUUGGGAAGUCAUCAAGGAUGUUGCAGCAUUAUCCGUUGUUGUUUUUAUGUGUGUUUAUCGGCUUUGGAGCCGUGAGUUCGGAUUCAUCCACAAGCUCAGAGUCGGAGUCGGAUCGAGAGGCGAAACUUUUGUCUCUCUUCCAAAUUGUCAGGUUCCCUAAUGAUCCCUGCAUCGGACAAGCCAGCAAGAAUGGAACUUGUUACACUGCUGAUGAGUGCACCUCCAAGGGUGGAACUAACUCUGGAACAUGCGCUCAAGGAUAUGGCGUUUGUUGCACUUUCACUGCCAGUUGUGGGGCCACAUCCAAUGAGAAUUGCACAUAUUUCGAGUCCACCGGAAGUGAAAUAGGUGCUUGCCGACUCAAGAUUUGCCCUUGUACAGACAAUAUUUGCCAGCUCCGUCUUGACUUCAACCAAUUCAUGAUCACCGGUCCGUCCACUUCAACGGUGAUUGUUUCCGCUGCCAAGGCUGGCGUGAUUGGAGCCCCAGGAGCCACCGUGCCCGUGACCACAGCCUCCCAAUGUCUCACGGAUUCCUUCUCCGUUCUCUCAUCCACCGGUCAAUCGCCUCCAACCAUUUGCGGACAGAACUCGGGCGAGCACAUGUAUGUGGACUCCACCGCAUCAUGUAACGAUCUGGUCUUUCAAUUGGGCGGAACUGGGCGGGGAACCGGUAUUGGACAACGUCAAUGGAGUAUCAAGAUCACCCAAUACAGUUGCGACUACCCCAAUUUGGCCCCGGAUGGUUGUACUCAAUACUAUUUUGGCUCUUCAGCCGACACUGUUCAGACCUACAAUUUUGCUGGAAGUCAGCAUUUGGCCAACCAGGACCAAAACAUCUGCAUCAGACGUGAACGAGGAAACUGUCGGAUUUGUUACACGACUGCGAUGGAAACUGAUUUUAGUGUCAGUUUUAGCAUGGCAGGAAGUGGUGGAAUGGCAAUUGCCAAGGCCUCCGAGUGUUGUGGAUAUGGCAAAGGGAUGGGUAAAAAUUUCGACUGCUUGAUCGUUCCCGGUGCCUUGGAUCCAUUGAUGAUGUCCAAGCAAGGCAAGUUUGACCAAUUUUGUGGACGGUCGGCCGGGUUAGUGGGAACCACGUCAACUGCAGCUGUCAUGAUGUCCCAAACCAUUUGCAGUGAUCGACAACCCUUCAACAUCCGAUUUCUGUCGGACGGAUUUGAAGCAGAUAUGGAAAUUGGGGCCGGAGUGAUGCCAGGCUUCAAGCUCACUUAUUUCCAAACCUCCAACGGCUGCAACGCUUAAUUAAGACACUGUCCGAGAAAAUGCAUCUCCAAUGGAUUGUCUUCCCAAUGAAUUCUAGCGCUCAACUUCCAUCUAGUCUCAUGCCAUUGAGUCCUUACCUUCUAUCUCAAAGGAUUCCUCAGAAAAAAAAUAACUUCAAUCCAUGGGAUUUAUUUGUCUAAUCCCAUUACCAUAGGUUACUCAAUUUAAUGCAUCCACUGACUUUAUUUAUGUUAAUAAAAUGUACCCUCGAUAAAAUGGAGUUUGAAUGUUUUGCGACGUGAUUGGACCAGAAAGGAAACUGUUCAUAAGGUUUUUUUCUUCUUUUUUUUGCGGCUUUCCCUACCGCUGCUGGGAUUCCAAUCCCAGCAGUUCAAGACGAGAAAUUUAUUCAUUUUACUUAAAAAUGACUUUAAAAAAAAGUUACAAAAAAUG